ACCACUCGAUAACGGGAUAUGUCAUUAUGUUGAAAGUGCUUUGAUGCGAUCACCACUUCCUUAUUCAAAAAUGAUCCACGACAGUCCAGCGCGUGCCUGUUACGUGACACUACUAUUCGACUAUAAAACGUGCCCUGACUUCGUACGAGGAGUUUAAGAGUCUUACGCAUUGGUGCCCAUUGUCACUCGUCUAACGGUUAGAUACAUUCACAGUCUUUGCCGAGGUGUACACGAGGGUGACGUUCGGUUGAGUUCCAUUUCCUAAUGUGUCGUUGUAUUAAGAAGAUGUUUCUUCCGACGAGGACGGUGCGUUCAGUGCAUGUCGUGCUGACGGUGACGUUCGCCAUUUGUACAUUCGUGCUGUCCAUGAGGGAGAUUUCCAGAUUUGAGAAGCACUUCCGUCGACGUCAUUCGAUCUUCGGGGAUGCAGAUGUCUUGAAAGAUAGUACAGAAAAAAGACGGUUGAUUUUCCCUCAUAUCAACGAAAGCAUGUUUAACGCGAGCUCUUCAAAGCGAAAAGAAUCUCACGAGACCAAGAAUAAAAGAAAAUAUACUAAAUCAAUUGUGUGGUUCAAUACACCGAACUGGUUUACUCGCUUUUCGUCAGAAUCCAUAUUCUCUGGAUGUGAAGUCAGCCAGUGCACAAUGUCUUACGACCAUCAUGACGUUCCCACCGCUGAUGCCGUCCUCGUGAACGGCAUUAACAUCAGCGACAGCUCACCACCACCUCGACGACCGGAGCAAAUGUUUGUGUUUUUCAGUCUGGAGCCGCCAGUGUACAUGGAUAUUUCCACCAAGUGGCAACAUGCUUUCAAUUGGACAAUUACCUACAGACGGGACUCGGAUGUAUGGAGAUCUUAUGGAGAACUGCGCCGCAACAGGACAAAACUCAGCAUGGAUUAUUUUGAAAAGAUUUUGAAAAAAAAGACCAAAGCUGUUGCUUGGUUUGUGAGUCGAUGUGUGUCCCACAGCAAACGGGAGAGAUAUGUUCGCGAAUUAAAAAAAUACAUUCAAGUUGAUAUUUACGGUCGGUGUGGUCCGUACAAGUGUGGCAGCAACUGCUAUCAAAAGCUGGAGCAGUAUCGCUUCUUUCUUGCCUUCGAGAAUUCCCUGUGCGUUGAUUAUGUUACAGAAAAAUUCUUCAAAACGUUCAAAUACGAUGUUGUCCCUGUGGUAAGAGGUGGAGCAAAUUACUCGAGUUUGUUUGGUGAUGGGUUUCUCAUCAAUACAGCCGAUUUUCGAUCUGGUAAAAAGCUUGGCGCAUACCUGAGUUAUUUAAUGAAGGAUGACACAGAGUAUUUAAAAAUAUUGAGAGAAAAGCAGAAAUAUUAUGUUGCUUUUCCUCGGCCAUGGUGUGACUUAUGUAAAAAGCUUCACAAUGCGGAAGAAUAUAGUAAAAGAAUUGAUAUCGAAUCCUGGCUUGGGGAACGUAAUUGUCACUUGCCUUCAGAUUUACGUUCAAGUAAAUCAUAAUAUUUCCUUACUCCUUACUGAUAUAUAUAUAAUCAAAUUGGUAUCAGGUUGGUAAAAGCAGGCCAACACUUCCUUCAUCCAGGAGAACACUAAAAUUUGCCAAUACAUUUAAUUACUGGGUGGUAGACAUUCCUUGCACGACAAACGUAAUUGUCACUUGACUUCAGAUUUAUAUUCAAGUAAAUCAUAAUAUUUCCUAACUCCUUACUGCUUUUUAAAAACAAAUAUCAUCAAAUUGGUAUCAGGUUGUUAAAAGCAGGCCAACGCUUCCUUUCAUCCCGGAGAACACUAAAAUUUGCCAAUACAUUUAAUUACUGGGUGGUAGUCAUUCCUUGCAAGACAAACGUAAUUGUCAUUUGCCAACAGAUUUACGUUCAAGUAAAUACUAUGGUUUCAAAUUAACCCCAUAGCAUAACACUCUGACUUUAAAAUCUUUCGGAGCAAAUUUGUAUCAGUGUGAUUACACUAGACAGUUUUGUGGCAAGCCUCAUCCAGGGGAACACCUACACUUGUCAAUGUAUCCCAUUUUUGGGAAGACCCUAGCUGAAUAAUAUACCAUUUUUAAUGUCAUAAGGACACCGAAUUGCAUUGUCAAUGCCAAUGAUACGCCGGAUGCCGAGCCCUGUCGUAUUCAGGAUGCCACAGUGCGAGGACGCUGGAUGUCAUGUAAGAGUGACAAAUGAGUAAUAUAUUUAGCCUUUAAACUUUGAGCACGCAUGACCAUUUAUUGUAUGUGAAAGUCCCGGUCUAAUUAAUUUGUACCAGCUGUGCUCAGUUAUAUGAGUCAAGUGAUGCCAAGACAAAUUAAGUGGUAUGCCGGAUGCCAAGAUAAGGGGCAUUGGCACCCUCCUACCACAGAUGGUUUCGCCUGUUAGAUGAAUCGGUCUCACCCAAGAAGGUUGUUAUAUCAUGUCACUGCGGUCCGUAGACGACAAUGCUUUGCCGUUGUGUCCUCACAGCGCUAAGGUCUGACUCGUCGAGAUAUCCAUCUUGAUCUCCUAAAAGUUAUCGUUUCUUCCAAAAUAUGUACCUUGGCCUUUUGAUGCAUUCCAGUGCUCUUUUGUAUAUUUUCCAUAAUUUGUAGAACCCGUGAAGAUCCGGGGUAGAAUAGGUCUUCAGCAACCCAUGCUGGCCGUAAAAUGCGACUAUGCUUGCCGUAAGAGGCGUCUAAGAGGGAUCGGGUGGUCAGGCUCGCUGACUUGGUUGAUACAUGUCAUCAUAUCCCCAUAGCGUGGGUCGAGGCUCAUAAUGUUAAUCACUGGAUUGUUUGAUCCAGACUCGAUUAUUUACAGACCGCGGUCAUAUAACUAGAAUAUUGCUGAGUGCGGCGUUAAACAACAAAAAAACAGUGUUUGUAGGAACUGAUUAUUUUUCAAAAUUUCCGCCGCUAUACGUUAAGUUGAGUUGCGUGCUUUGACGUGCCAUAAACCUAUAAUCGAGUGUUCGAAUCCCAGAUUCACCCUGGUUAUUAUUCCAGUUUUCUAAGCUCCUUCCCCAUACUCGUGGGUUUCCCCAAAGUGCUUAACGUCUUGGACCUGCUUAACUUUGUGCCUUCCUCCCACAUUAAUCUGACAAUCGUGAUCAAACUGAAAUACCGUCAAAAGCGGCGUUAAACCUAAGUUACAUUUUUUCCCCUGGUCUAUGAAUCAAUGUGCACUCAAAUUUUAUUAUCACCCCCCUGGGAAGUACACACAAUAAGCUGCCGUAUGAGGCGCUAGAUGAUUUACAGACACAUUGUCAUCUUUUGCUACCGGGUACCCCUUCACUGCUGGGUUAACAAAGGCGUAUUUCAGACGAAGUUUCUUGCCUUUUGAGAUAUAAAAUGUAAAAUGUAUUUCAGUGUGGGAUGGGACCGAAGCCCUAGAAACUCUUAGCAGUCAAGCUACCGACCACAGUCACCCAUCCGCGUACUCUCUGCGACCAACGUUGUUUACCUUCGCCUGAAUUGCAGUACACAGUACCACGUGCUCCAUAGACCACGUAGUUUAAACCAGUUUAUUGAUAUACAGUAAAAUACGUUUAUAACGAACACGCUUAUAACGAACUGACGGUUAUUACGAACUUUAUUUUUGGUCCCGGCCAUUUGCUGUAUAUAUGUUGUAUAUGUGGUUAUAACGAAUUAAGAUUUGUGGUCCAUUUGAGUUCGUUAUAACCGUAGUUUACUGUAUGUGUAAUUACGAAGGCUCCAAGUGUCGUACCUAGAAUUUCCUUGAACAUUAUCUUGAUACUUGAUGAAAUUGAUACUUGAUAAAUUGAUACCAGAUACGUAUAAAGUUGAUAUUUGAUACUUUAGACAUUCAGCACGACUAUUAUCUCUGGAAACUUUACACGUGUGUUCGAUUUACCAGCAAGUUUCAAAUUCGUCGUGUGUCACUUUUCAUUCUGAACCUCUUUUCUUGAAACACAAACUUCGGAUAAACUGGGUCAAAUUCCACUCCCCGACAAACUUCUCUUCACUGCAAAAACUUCCAGGUUCACACAGUUACAUUGCUUCCCCGAACUAAUGUUCUCAACACGCUUUUUGCCAGUGUUUGGCAGUGUUGUGUGGCAUUCAUUUUACAAACAGUGUCAAGCGGCAUUACCUUUACCAUGUUCACAUGUUUCACACAUAAACUUGUGUUGCAUUUACGUAUGUUUCACACAAUGAAUUGUGAUGCAUUCAGUUAUGUUUCACAUGAUGCAAUGUAUUGCAGUCACAAUACUGUUUUGCAUUCAGUGAUGUCUUGCACAUUUUUGUGUUGAAUUCAAUUGUUUCACACAAGACGAUGUGAUGCAUUAGUUAUGUUUCACACAAGAUGAUGUGAUUCGUUCUGUUAUGUUUCACACAAGAUGAUGUGAUGCAUUCAGUUAUGUUUCACACAAGACGAUGUGAUGCAUUAGUUAUGUUUCACACAAGAUGAUGUGAUUCGUUCUGUUAUGUUUAACACAAGAUGAUGUGAUGCAUUCAGUAAUGUUUCACACAAGACGAUGUGAUGCAUUCAGUUAUGUUUUACACAAGAUGAUCUGUUGCAUUUAGUUUCGUUUCACACACAUUGUCGUAUUUUUUCAUGUUCGUGUCAUAAACGUCACUUUGAAAUUUCUAUUCUCAGGAAUAUUCAAUCAUUUGCACAUAUGACCUUGCAAACAUUUGCAGAAGAAAAAUACAAUAAUCUUCAUAUAAUGAUUAUGUUGUGUUGAUUAACUUGACGUUGUUUCUCAAUAGUGUUUCAAAAUCAGUAGUUUCACACUGUAAGACAUCAUUGCACUUGUUUUGAGGCAUAUGACUGCUUUUCCAACAUUCCAUGUCUUGUUUUAUGCUUUGUAAAUACAAUAGGGGCCGACUAUUUGAUAUUCUUGGGAGUGAGAUUGGGGUGAGAGGGUUUAUGAGAUUUUACGGAACACAAAUCAAUGGAACAAAAAUUAUGCUUUAGACAACUGAAUAAAAAGAAGAAAUUGUGUACCACAACAAAAUACAUUGUUGAAGAUGGUUUAGAGAAUUGGCUCUUCGUUUUGACUGAAACAGUUCCUGGUGGUUUUGCGGCUCUAGCUGAAACAAUUUCGCAUUCCAUACCAACCAUACCCCCGACCCUCUACAAUAUCAAUUGGUCGGUCCCUUAGAAUCAAUAUUUAGAUGAUACUUUGUAUAUUUUGAUGUAUGUUGUUGUUUACAUGCAUUGUUUACACGUACGGUACAGUAACAAACCUGCUCAUCGACAAUGACUUAUCUGCUCAUUCUUUGAUAAAACACAAACCAACAACAAAUAUUAUAAUUCCAAAGGUUUUAUCAGCAUUCCUUGUCAUCCUGUCUACAUGGCAACCGACUGGCUAGACUGUCUCACAGUCCGGGAACCAUAUUGUAUUCCCUUUGCCCAGUUUUUACUGUAAUGCUCUACGCCUAAAUGAAGCAAGAUUACGUUUUCCACAUGUUCUCACAUCUCACUGGGGCUCCUUUUCAAUUUGAAUUUAGUUGCUUGUUUCCAUCAAAGUUAUAUAUUUUCUGAGACUUGGCGUUAGUCUACCGUCUGGAAUGCCAUCUUUUUCUAUUUGCAAAGGGACACAGCGGCCCAGUCAUCUAAGACGCAGAAAUUCGCUAUGAAAACUUGCCUUCUUCAGGCGUGCCAGAAACCUAUGAUCAUGGGUUCAAAUCCCAGAUUUUCACUGAUUAUAUUUUCUAGAUUUCUCAACACCACGCCUAUGCUCAAAGAACUGCACAACUUCUAACUACACCCACAUCAGGCUGACAAUCGCGAUAUGAUUAGAUAUUGUUCAAGGCCCCGUUGAAAUCACCCACUGUAUAUAACAUGAAAACAGCGGAAUAUCUCAUCACAGUGUUUUUUUUUCUAUUUUUCAAUAGUUGGACGUCACAGAGAUACGUACAUGUAGCUCUUAACUGUUUCAUUGAUUAAAUUAGUUUUUGGCAGUCUUCAGUCUGAAUAUGUUUUGUGUUGAAACUGUAAGGUUUGGGCCAAUUCAAACUUUUAUCUUUACCUUACAAUAAAAAUACUUGAAUUUCAUUGGUAAAUGGAGUAAAGAUAAAUUUUCAUCAUCCUGGCUCUUUGGGUAUGUUGAGCUGGGAAUUAUUAUUCAUAUGUGAAGUACGACACCUCGUUAUACUGGACAGUACCGUUUACAUCAAAAUCGACUGGAUUAAAUGAUUAGCGAAUCAUUGUUACUUAAUAUCCUUUGUAUAAACUAGAGGUCUGGAUUUCUGGAUAUUGUUUGAACUAUCGGUCAUCAAGAGCCCGUUUUACUGGAUAUUGAAUGAACUAUCGGUCAUCAAGAGGUCGGGAUUUCUGGAUAUUGUUUGAACUAUCGGUCACCAAGAGGUCGGGAUUUCUGUAUAUUGUAUGAACUAUCGGUCAUCAAGAGGUUGGGAUUUCUGGAUAUUGUAUAAACAAUUGGUCACCAAGAGGUCGGGAUUUCUGGAUAUUUGUAUGAACUAUCGGUCACCAAGAGGUCGGGAUUUCUGGAUGUUGUAUGAACUAGCUGGUCUACAGUGGGUGUCUUAUUAUAACGUUAAAAUUCUUUUACUGUUGAUGUAUGCAGAAAGGUAGAUUGAAUUGAAUGUUGACGUAUUAUGUCACGUGUUACGUUAGGUGUGGUUUUGUUUUGGUAUGGCCCGACGACUAUGGUCAGUUUGAAAAAGCAAACCAUGGGACGUAAAGGAAUGAUAUUGUAUUUUAAAACAUAUCAACGUGUAAUGUUUCAACAAUUUGUAAGAAAAUGGUGUCAAAAAUAUUUAUAUUUUAUGUAUAUACAUAAGUUUGUAUAUGUGUCACGAUUAUUUCUUCUGUAUAUUCACUUACAUGAAUUCGUAAUAAAAUUAAAUACAUUUUA
Molecule: messenger RNA, 6789 nt
Organism: Haliotis rufescens (red abalone)
Lineage: Eukaryota; Metazoa; Mollusca; Gastropoda; Lepetellida; Haliotidae
Product: alpha-(1,3)-fucosyltransferase C-like
Exons: 3
Coding region: 265-1473 (402 amino acids)
Cellular component (GO): membrane
Molecular function (GO): alpha-(1->3)-fucosyltransferase activity
Source: RefSeq, a predicted model, not a curated record